Molecule: messenger RNA, 3686 nt
Organism: Diprion similis
Lineage: Eukaryota; Metazoa; Arthropoda; Insecta; Hymenoptera; Diprionidae
Gene: dos
Product: GRB2-associated-binding protein 2
Exons: 7
Coding region: 236-2023 (595 amino acids)
Source: RefSeq, a predicted model, not a curated record
ACAAUGUCUUUAUACGUUCGUGGAUUAAACUUCCUGUAGUGACGAAUGAAGUGAGAUAACCUAAUCUUACGAACCAACUUUGGUUGUGUAGCGAGAUUACGAUGCUCGUUGGUGAGUUACUUGCUUGUGUAUCGACCAAAAAUAGAUAAAUGGAUCGAAUACGUGCGUGUUAGUCGCUCGGUCUUCUCAAUGAUGUAUCAUUAAUUCUUACGACUCGUUAAGAAGUGUGUAGGGCAUGGAUACGCUUAAAACAAGUCAAGAAAUCGUCCACGAAGGCUGGCUUAUAAAAUCGCCACCCUCAAAAUUGUGGAGAGCGAGAUGGCGCAAGCGUUGGUUCGCGCUUCGUCACAGCGGAGAAUUGCCUGGACAAUAUUUCUUGGAAUAUUACACAGACAGACGUUGCAGAAAGCUGAAGGGUCGCAUAGAUUUGGAUCAAUGCGAACAGGUGGAUGCUGGUUUGAGAUUUGAAAAUCGAAAGCAGAAAUAUCAAUUCAUGUUCGACGUGAAGACUCCGAAAAGAACUUAUUACUUGGUGGCAGAGAGCGAAGCUGAUAUGAACAAGUGGGUCGAUGCAGUUUGCCAGGUUUGCGGUUUGAAAGCUUACACACAGGAUGACGAUCAGCAGUGUCAAAUGUUUCCAUUCGAGCCUCAAGAGUCGCCUCCGAUCUCACCAACCAGUACUAUAUCUGGACCCUACAUUCCAAUCAGUGAAUGCAUUUCUGGCCGCUCCUUGAACGACACAAGCUCUCUUAGUUCUGCUCUGGGACAGAAUACAGAACAAUAUUAUGAUGCCCCAAGAAAGUUGGCUCCUUCUCCACCCAGAUCUCCGACUACAACAGACGCAGAAAGUGUAUUUACUGACGAUGAAUGGACUUCCCCAGUUCCCAGUGUCAAUUGGGAGACGUUCCCGUCUUCUCCAGGUGAAGCUAGACCCAGUAACGUAUCAGGAGAUGCAGAGAUUGGAUCUUGGAGCGUAAUGAAAAGAUUUGGAAAGCUUCAGAUCGUAGAUUCAGUGACACCUCCGACUGUAGAAAAGAUACCAGCACCUCCACGACCUCCAAAACCUCCUCAUAUGGUGCCAGAGAAUUUUGGUCACAAUUAUUUGAAUCUUGAUGGUGCGGCGGAAAGUUCCAAGCCCACAACUCCUGCCACUCCUGCUCCAUCUACUCCAGCUACCGCAAUUAUAACCGAUGAAACUUACGACUUUCCCCGGUCCCAUCAGCCAGGAUCGAAUGUGGAUACAAACACAAACACCGCGGGUCGACCAGGCAGGCAUUGCUACUCCAAUGCUGCGCCUACGAACACGGAUGGGCACGUUUUUCGAUACGAUUUUCAUGAAGAGGAACCAUCCAGCCCCCGUUCUGAAUCAUCGACAACGGCAACGUACUCAAACUUGCCUAGCCCUCUAACUAGGGACUCUUCAAGCGCUGUACCAUCCCUAAUGCCUCCACCGCCUCCAGUUGUUUACAGAGAUUUGAAACCAGGCAGAAGAACUAGUGAUUCGACGUCAAUCAUUAGCAAUGAACCAUCACCUGGCCCUGUUUUAUCUGUACCGGAAUCAAGUUCAACUGAGCACUCGCCAGCUGAGCCACCGAGUAUUAACAGAAAACUCAAGCCAUCUCUCGCUAAAUCACCUAUCGAUGGACCAUUACAAUUAGCAUCGCCACCAGGCAAAGGCAGAAUACGUGCAGCACCCAGUCCGACACCGCCAACUCACUCUCAAUCUAUUCGACAUCAGUCGACGUCUGACGAAGAUAACAAUGCGUGCGAUGACAAAGAAGAGAUAUAUUACUUUCAAGAUCAGAAUACAUUUAUACCUGCCUCGCACCGUUCUUUCGAAGUUCUGCAAUACUUGGACUUGGAUCUGCAAGGAAGUUUCGUAUCGUCCCCUUUGCCACCUGCCCAGUCACCACCGAGUACGACAGUCUAUAAGACUGUAGAUUUUCUGAAAACUGAGGCCUUCAAUCGCACCAGACAAUUAGUAGAAGAAGAAAGAGCGCAAUGUACAGCUGAACUUACGUAACUCAAUGUGCUUAAUGUGGUGUGUCAUGAUUUCAUUCUAAAUAGGAUAUUAGACGCUCUCUAUCCUAGAAAAUGAUGGAAAUCGAAAAGUGGAACACAAAAAAUGCAUGUUGCGCCUAUCUCUUGAUGAUGAUAAACGGGUGAUACUGUAAUUGAAGUAGAAAGGAAUAACUUGAGCCGUAGGACGGGCUGGUAUAACUUUUAUAAUAGUGACCUUAAUUUCAUAGCACAAUUUAUAUAAAGACUAUAUAGAGACACAUGAGGUGCGUAUAGUUUUAUUUUUUACUUGUUAGAUGCAAUACAUAUCGUAUGCUUUGCUCCGUGUGCUCUAAUUGGCUGAUAAAUUUACCAAAAUUACUUAAAACUCACUUUUAACUAUGAAGGCAGCAAUGUUAAAGGUGUUGUUUGAGUCAUGUCAUAUUUAGUAGCCUCUCGGUGAGAAAGCCACAGAGUCUAAACCGAUUGACACUCUGUCACGAUACAUGUAUAGCAAUUUAACAGUCGUUUUUCAUAAACAUGCUUACGUUUAUCGAUGCAAUAAAUUAUCGCAAUGAAAGCCAAUUAUUAAAAAGCGACAAAUGAAAUCUAAUCCGUCUCAAAAUCGAAUUUACGAAGUCGACCAAUUUCAAUCUGAUUUGUUUUUUUGUUUAUUACAUUAGUAUUACUGACGGAAAAACCUUAGUACACGUUUCAACGUGUGAUCAAUGAUCUCAUAAGACCCUAAAGGGCUGUGUAUUUAUCUUUAAUUAUGUUUCUUCUUUCUGUUUUUUAUUUCAGAAAACAUAACUGUGAAAUGAGUUGCUUGACUAUAAAUCUUCAUCGAUGGAAACCGUUCAAAACAGUAAAAAUUCAAAUGCACCAACUGAUAUUCAUUGCACUUCAUUCGCGUAUUUAGACUCCCACGAUUUUUUUGAAUUGCGUGUAUAAAAAUGAUAAGUAUUUAAAACUUUUUUUCUAUGGAUGAAAAGUAACUGACUGUGGAGAAAUGAUAGUUGUCAGUAUAUAGUAUUGAUCAAAAAUAACGAAAAGAAACAUAACACUGACAACUAGAUAAAUCGUAGGACAUUACUGGAUCUAAUGAGUCGUCACACGUGAAAAUAUAAAUCCAUAAAAUUGAAUAACUUUGAAUACCGUAUGCCGAUGCAACAUUCCGAAAAUUUUGAGGAUUGCUGGAGAAACUUAUUGUGUGGAAUAGUCCAGUAUAACUCGAUAAAAAAACGUCAAACUUAACUGAUGAUUCCUGCAAUCAUUUGCAUAAAUAUCGAAAUCGCAAGCUAAUGUGGCAUUGUUAGCAGUUUUCACAAAAUGCCACGAUUUCUUUAGGGCUUAUAAUUUUUGUUUCUGACAAGUUUACAAUUUCAGAGGCUCAGAAUAAGUAAAGCCGCUAUUUUUUGUAUAUGUAAUAAUUUUAAUUGGAAUCCAAAUCGAUGUUUGGGAUUCAGAAACUUCUACAUAAUUAUUUUCUGAUAUUUUUAUCCGAGGGAAUAGAUAAGUCAAUCGUUGUGUAAAAGAUGUCUUCACCGUUUAAUCAGAAUACUUCAAAUUGCUUCUCCAAUACUGUAAAGUAUUACUUUUUUUUUCAAACUUUAUCAUAAUUCAUGAAAAUUUUGACAGAAAUCUUGAUUUAUUACUAUAGCAUAAUCACUUUUUUGUACAUUUGUUUA